AAUUAUUACGAACCAAACUUUUAAAACAUAAAAAAAAAAUUUAUAAAUCAUGUGACUGAAAACUCAACGCCAUCUUGAAAAUUAAUCGACGAAUCAUCCGUACGCUUCAAUUCUAAAUAUUUAUUCAAAAGUUGUAACUCUAAAAAAAAAAAAUCAAUAAAAAUCCAAUUAAAAAUCGUAGAAGAAUCCAAAAAAAAAAAAAAUCGAGCGAGUAAACGCGCUGUAGAGUGCCACACACGGGUGCGUGGGGUGGCAACGUGACGGCCUGCGAUGGGCUCCUAAUUGACUCCAAUUGUUCUAACCCAGUCAUGGUGUAUGUUUUGUCGUAUUUGUGUCUACUCGCGGCAACCCUAAGUGCUCUCACGCCAAUAUUGCCUCCAAUGUAUGCAUGUUGUGCUCCAAUUCAUAAUACUUCACGAUUUAUUGAUGAGAACAAUCCAAUACAAGAACGAUUUUAUGGCAGUAUUUUUAGCGUGAGUAGAAUCACUGACUUAGCCUCAACAUCUCUAAAUAAUCUUACCUCAGAUAAUACUCAUUCAGACUUCAACACUCACGAUAUAACGCUUAAUAAUCAUGUAAAUGUAAAACUUAGUAAUAAUGAUGUGGGUGAUGUUUAUGUAACCAAAGUGAAUCGAAAACAAAGUGAAUUCAGUGAUAGUGUAACGGAUUUAAAUCGUGCAAAUCGUUUACCGCGUCACGUAAACGAUUUAAUUAGUGAAGUUGAAGUUACGACACAACAUUCAACGAUACGUGCGUCAAGAUCGUUACGAACACGUCAUAAUCAUAAUCAUAAUAAUACAGUGACGUUACAACAUAAUAAAAGUGGAAGUGGUGAUUUAAAUGGUGAUAUCAGUGGUGCAGGUGGUGACGAGAACGUAUUUGUUGAUGAUACUGGUGGACGAAACGAACGUAGCACUAAUUUAUCCCAUAUAACGGGCACAUCCCGUAAAAUCCAAAUGUAUGUCAGUGUCACAAAUCGUUUAUUACAGAUCCUGUCUGAUGGAACUGUGAAUGGAACCAAUGACGACAGCAUUUACACAAUUUUACAAAGGAUUCCUGUCAAAGUUGGACAAUUACGGAUACAAGGAGUAGCUUCGUGUCAAUAUUUGUGUAUCGAUGCUUGUGGAAUACUUUAUGGUUCUAGAGAUUUCAACAAUGAAGAUUGUGUAUUCAAUGAAAUGAUUGAAACGAAUCACUACAACACGUACUCCUCAGCGAAAUAUUCCAACAAGAAUCGAACAAUGUACCUCGCACUUACCAAAACUGGACAGCCACGAAAAGUGUUGGUGAAAUCAACGCAUUUAGGUAAAAUGGCAGCGUAUGCGCGAGUACUCACCAAACCAGUGAAACCGGAACGAGUCGAUCAACUAGAAAUCGAAAUGCUUCGCAUUCUACGUACAACGCAUCCUCAUUCACCAGACCUACUCGAAUUAGAGAACAGUACUCAACAUCCGUUACGUCAUCAUGCCUCCCAUCAACUAUUAUGUCCAUCGGUGGAUCACACGAACGGGGAAUCCAACACAGCUAAAAAUACGAAAUUUCGAUGUCGUAAACGAAAAAAACGAAAGAAAAAGCGUCGAAAACCUCUACAUUCAAAUAAUCGUAAUCGUAACGGUGAAGAUUUUGUGCCAAAACAUAGAAAACAAUGUAGUAAUAAAAAUCCUAGUAGUAAUAUUAGUAAUUCAGAAAGUCCAAAUCAGAAAUCCAAAGAGGGUAUCGGUUCGGGAAUAAAUCGAACAACCACCGAUAGCGAAAUUAGUAAUGAUAAUAAACAUAAUAAUGAUAACAUGAAUAUUAGUAGUUCUAGUAAUAUUAGCAGUAGCAAUAGUUUUAGCAACAUUAGUAAUAUUAGCAGCAUUCAUAAUACCACAACCAAUGAAACAUCAAUCGUAGCCAGUCAUCAUAGUAAUCACAGCCAGCAGGGCAAAGUAGGAGGCUUCAAUAAAUCACGUAAAGGUGGCACCAACAAAAAACACUUUGUGUUUACAUUCGACGGUGAAAUUCAUACCAAUUGUGAUCAAUACAAGAAUGCAAACAAACAUCGAAAAUGUGAAGAGGCGUUACAACGACAAUCAGCCAAAACGUCGAAUUUUCACAAAGGGGAGGUGGACGCAACAAAAACAAAAAAACGAAAUGUCGUCCACAAAAACGGAAACAAACACGGAAUAAACAAAAAAAGCAACGUAAUCGCUUGUAAAUAUACAUCAUCAUCUCAGGCAAACAUACCAACGUCUACGGCUUCGGUUCAGCCUUUUUUUGGGGAUGGUAUGGUCCCAUUGUUAUCAUCCACUACAUUGUCACCGUCUACCGUUGUGGACGAGCAUGACGAUGAUCACGAUCAUGAAUGGAUCGAUGAAACAGUGACGGGAUCUGAUCUCACAGAUCUUACAUCCACUGAUGACGAUGGGUCCGAUUUAUUUACUGCCACAACACCACAAAUAUCAUUACGUCAUCAUACAUUCAUUACAUCAUCAUCAAAUCAUGCAUCAAAUCAUGUUCAAGUUCCUCAAUUAACACCGCAAGCUCCACCUCCCUAUAACGACCUCGAUGAAUUCGACGAAUUCGAUGAUACUAGUUCAUUCAACGAUUAACCUAUAUAUAUAUACUAUAUAUAUAUAGAAAUGUAUAUCAAACAUUUAGUAGUCUUAUUUAUAUAAUUUUUUUUGUACUUACAUUAUACUUUUACCUUCCCCCUCCCCCCUAACUGAUGUAGGGGGUCACUCUCCAAUUGUCUACAUACAAGAGAAACACUUUCGAAUUGCUACCCAUACACGAACACUUUUGUAAGAGAAAAAAUUG
This is a messenger RNA of Chrysoperla carnea, 2799 nucleotides long. RefSeq lists its product as uncharacterized. The coding region runs from base 309 to 2591 and encodes 760 amino acids. Gene Ontology annotation, cellular component: cytoplasm. NCBI's taxonomy places the organism in Eukaryota, Metazoa, Arthropoda, Insecta, Neuroptera, Chrysopidae. The transcript has 3 exons. Gene Ontology annotation, molecular function: fibroblast growth factor receptor binding; growth factor activity. Gene Ontology annotation, biological process: positive regulation of gene expression; fibroblast growth factor receptor signaling pathway; cell differentiation. The record is from RefSeq and is a predicted model, not a curated record.